Messenger RNA from Galeopterus variegatus (Sunda flying lemur), 2094 nucleotides. RefSeq names its product transmembrane protein with EGF-like and two follistatin-like domains 1 (gene TMEFF1). The transcript is spliced from 10 exons. Gene Ontology annotation, molecular function: protein binding. The record is from RefSeq and is a predicted model, not a curated record. Lineage: Eukaryota; Metazoa; Chordata; Mammalia; Dermoptera; Cynocephalidae. Bases 1 to 1065 code for a protein of 354 amino acids.
AUGGGCGCCGCGGCCGCUGAGGCGCCGCUCCGGCUGCCUGCCGCGCCCCCGCUCGCCUUCUGCUGCUACACGUCGGUGCUUCUGCUCUUUGCCUUUUCUCUGCCCGGGACCCGCGCGUCCAACCAGCCCUCGGGUGGCGGCAGCUGCGGCGGCGGGGACUGUCCCGGCGGCAAAGGCAAGAGCAUCAACUGCUCAGAAUUAAAUGUGAGGGAGUCUGAUGUAAGAGUUUGUGAUGAAUCAUCCUGUAAAUAUGGAGGAGUCUGUAAAGAAGAUGGAGAUGGUUUGAAAUGUGCAUGCCAGUUUCAGGCUGGCUUCUUCCAAAAAAAUGUUAUUAAUCCUUCUUGGCUUUUCUUCCCAGAUAACGGCUCUGGAUCUGGAGAAGGAGAAGAGGAAGGGUCAGGGGCAGAAGUUCACAGGAAACACUCCAAAUGUGGACCUUGCAAAUAUAAAGCUGAGUGUGAUGAAGAUGCAGAAAAUGUUGGGUGUGUAUGUAAUAUAGAUUGCAGCGGAUACAGUUUUAAUCCUGUGUGUGCUUCUGAUGGGAGUUCCUAUAACAAUCCCUGCUUUGUUCGUGAAGCAUCUUGUAUAAAGCAAGAACAAAUUGAUAUAAGGCAUCUUGGCCAUUGUACAGACACAGAUGAUACCAGUUUGUUGGGAAAGAAAGACGAUGGACUACAAUAUCGACCAGAUGUGAAAGAUGCUAGUGAUCAAAGAGAAGAUGUUUAUAUUGGAAACUACAUGCCUUGCCCUGAAAACCUCAAUGGUUACUGUAUCCAUGGGAAAUGUGAAUUCAUCUAUUCUACUCAGAAAGCUUCCUGUAGAUGUGAAUCUGGUUACACUGGACAGCACUGUGAAAAGACAGACUUUAGUAUUCUCUAUGUAGUGCCAAGUAGGCAAAAGCUCACUCAUGUCCUUAUUGCAGCAAUUAUUGGAGCUGUACAGAUCGCCAUUAUAGUAGCAAUUGUCAUGUGCAUAACAAGAAAAUGCCCCAAAAACAAUAGAGGACGUCGACAGAAGCAAAACCUAGGUCAUUUUACUUCAGAUACAUCAUCCAGAAUGGUUUAAACUGGUGACUUUUAUAUAUACACUGACCAUGUGAUGUACUCUUAUUAUGUCUUUUUUUUAAAGAAUGGAAAUAUUUAUUUCAGAGGCCUUAUUUUUGGACAUUUUUAGUGUAGUACUGUUGGCUCGUAUUUAAAAUAUUCAGCUACAACAGUUUUGGACUGUUUAGUACUUUGUUUUAUGUUUUUAAAUACAGAAUUUGAUUUCAUGAAUUUGUACCACAUGGUAAUUCUAAGACUUGUUCUUUACCCGUGGAAUGUAAUAUUUUUGCAAAGAUGGACCACUUUACAAAUAGUUAUAAAGUCAUACCCACUUCUUCCACAAUGACCACAGGAAAUGACCAAGCAUGAACUAAAGAUAAAGAUGUUUACAGAUUACUUUUCUUACAAAAAAAUUCUAGAAGACACUGUGUUUAAAUAGAUAUUGAAAUGUUUUUGAGAUUUAGUAACUGAUUUUUUAGACACUGCCUAUCGCAUGAACUAUAAAGCUGUUGUGUUAGAUGUAAAAUCUUUACAAGAUGUAUGGACUAGAAUUGGGAUUACUCCUCUCUUUGAAAAAAUAAUUCUAAUAAUAUGAAAACGUUUCUGGUAGUAAUGAUGGAACAGAUCACUGAUAAGUAGAUUUAGAUAAUAUGAAAACAGGCUGUUUAACAAACAGAUUGAAAUAAAGCCUACUCUAUCAGUUAAACUACUUUAACACAUUCCUUUUUAAAGAAAAUAUUUGUUUUAACAAACAAAUUGUAUCAGUGUUUGUGAAUAAAAUGCAAAAAUGAUUGUUAAUGAUUGGUGCUCUUAAAGUGAGACUAAAAAUUAUCUAAGACCUCUAUCCAAAUUUGUCCUCUAGUAAUAGCUGUAUUAAUAGAUUGUUGGUGUUUAAAGAUCAGAAGUGUGAGUAGAAUGUAUUCAGCUGCUUAACACGUAGUUUAGAUAUUCAAAAGUAUGCAUGUAGAAUUUAAAGAAUAUGUUCAAAAUUAAAUAUUAAUUUUAAUAUUUGGUUUGGAAAAGCAUGUUAUAAUAUAAUGUUUUCAUUAUA